Acanthosepion pharaonis is the source of this 849-nucleotide messenger RNA. NCBI's taxonomy places the organism in Eukaryota, Metazoa, Mollusca, Cephalopoda, Sepiida, Sepiidae. The record is from the annotation of a GenBank genome assembly.
AUGAUUUACUUUUAUUCAUUCUUUCGUUCAUUCUUCCUUUUCUUUUUCCAAUUUUUAAAUAUAAUAUUUUUCUUUCAUUUCUUCUUUUCUUUCUUUCUCCUAUUUGAAAAUAACAUUUUCUUUCUUUUAUUCUUUCUUUCAUUCUAUUUCUUUUUCCAUUUUGUAAAUAUAAUUUUCCUAGGUUCAUUUUUUUUUCUUUUCUAUCCUUCUUUCUUUAAUUUCAUUUUUUUGGAAAUAGCUUUUUUUAUUGAUCUUUCAACCCCUCCAUUUGUUUGUAUUUUUCUUUUCUUUCUCCUCUUUCUUAUUUUCAUUCUUUCCUUUUUCUGUCUGUCAAUAUUUACUUUAUUUCUUUGUCCUUUUUCAAAAAUAUUUCGUCCUUUCAUUCAGCUUUCUAACCUAUUCUUUCUUUACUUUUUCUUUAUCAUUCAGACUGCAAAAUCAAAUUCUUUGUUUCUUUUCUCUUUCUGUUGCAUUUAUUCGUUUCUUCUUCAACUUUGUCUUCUUUCUUUUGUCUCCGUUCUAUUUUUCUUUAUUUUUUCUUCAGUUUUCUUUUAUCUUUUCUGGUUCUUUAUUUUUAAUUUCAUUUUUCGCGUUCUUUCUUUUUUAUUUCUGCCAAAAUCAUUCACCCCUUUUACACUUCUUUUAAAAAUUCUUGUUUCGUUCUUUCUUUUAGGCAAUAUUUUUACCCAGAUUUCUUUCCUGCUCUUUGUUUCUAUCAAAAUAAUCUUUUUUUCCACAUUUUUUCAUCUGCUUUCUUUUAACAAGCUUUCAUUCCUUCCUUUUGUUUUCUUUUUUUUUUCACCUUCACAACUUGUCUCCUGUUUUCUCUGCUAUCUUUUGUUUAUCUAG